UAAGUUUCAGUGGCAAAACCCCUGCCUUUUAACCACCGCUGCACAUCUCACCUCACUUCACCAGAGGAAGAACCCUCUCUUUCCACAGAUGAUUUCAAUGGACUUUCAGGUGUUAUAUUAACUUUUUUUAUUAUUAUUAUUGUGUGACGCAAAGCAGCAAAUGAACUCGAGAAACACGAUGAAGCAGCCCAUGGAGCACAUCAAGAGACCAAUGAACGCGUUCAUGGUGUGGUCGCGAGGUCAGAGGAGACAGAUAGCACUGGAGAACCCAAAGAUGCACAACUCUGAGAUCAGCAAGAGACUCGGCGCCGAGUGGAAGCUGCUCUCUGAGCUCGAAAAAAGACCGUACAUCGACGAGGCCAAAAGACUGCGCGCCCAACACAUGAGAGAGCACCCAGACUACAAAUAUCGACCGAGACGCAAAACUAAAGGACUGCUGAGGAGAGACACGCUGUUGACUUUACCGCGUCACGGCGAGCGAGAACUUCAAGCCAUCUCAAAUUUGGACAAACCUCGACCCCUUUAUUCAGCUGCGUCCAUGCAACAACCUUUCAUGGAGCCGAGCCGGGCAAGUGUUAGCACUGGUUUUCAACAUGAAAAACUUGCUUUAACCCCGGGCUCUUUGUCUUUCUCUUCAGCUUUUGGCUGUCAGAGUGGACACCGGUCCUUCGGGAGUCUGGGAUGCUCGGGUCAGUACGCGCACACUCACUUGUCACCUGCAAACCCCGGAUACCUGCUGCCCUGUAACUGUUCGCCCUGGUCUUCUUCCAGUCUCACACCUCCACUUGCCUAUAUAGUGUUUCCAGGUAUGAGCCAGACUGCGGUCAGCUCUACAGCGCUGUGACUCAGUACUUAAAAUGUCAUUAGUAUCGCAGAAAGUUUUUUUUUCUCUCGAAGAGAGAAACCGAUUGGUCUUUUCUUAGUUCAAGUUCAAG
Messenger RNA from Carassius gibelio (silver crucian carp), 935 nucleotides. Its product is annotated as transcription factor SOX-14. The transcript has a single exon. The record is from RefSeq and is a predicted model, not a curated record. Gene Ontology annotation, molecular function: DNA-binding transcription factor activity, RNA polymerase II-specific; RNA polymerase II cis-regulatory region sequence-specific DNA binding. The coding region runs from base 161 to 844 and encodes 227 amino acids. Lineage: Eukaryota; Metazoa; Chordata; Actinopteri; Cypriniformes; Cyprinidae. Gene Ontology annotation, biological process: anatomical structure morphogenesis; cell differentiation; regulation of DNA-templated transcription.